Molecule: messenger RNA, 622 nt
Organism: Zingiber officinale
Lineage: Eukaryota; Viridiplantae; Streptophyta; Magnoliopsida; Zingiberales; Zingiberaceae
Exons: 3
Coding region: 197-475 (92 amino acids)
Source: RefSeq, a predicted model, not a curated record
UGCUCGUUUAGAAUAGUAAGAUAAGAAGCUCUAAUUUAGCCACUGCAGUACUAAAUGAGCUUGAACAAGCUUUGUCAGAUUAUUCAAUGACACAUUCAAGGAGCUUCAUACAUCUCCUGCAUUAGUCAACACUCAGCAACUGAAACGUAUUGUUCCAUUUUGUUCUGUGACUUUAUAUUCGUGCUAAAAUCUCGCAAUGGAAACACAAAAACCACCAUCCGAAAAGCCACGUUCAGUUGAUCCAGCCAUGACUUCAUGCAGAAAGAAGAAAUCAGAUGAUGCUGGCUUUUUAGAGGAUCUGAGAGAUCAUAUUGAUGAAUUCAUUCACGCAUCGAUGGAUGAGCACAAGAAUUGCUUUCAGAAGACGAUUAAAAAGAUGUUCGGAAUGUCGAGGGCAGUCGCACGGAGAAACGAAGAAAUUAAAGAAGUCGACAGCCUUUUGCCUCUUCAGACAACCGUCAGCCAGGAGUCCUAGUUGCAGCUAACUACUACUGCAACUGAUGUUGAACAAAUAAAUAGCAAGACUUUAAUUUAAACACUGUUGUUUCUUUCGUGCUACAGGCCAUGAUAUUAGAAUGCUGAGUCCAAACACUUAUCGUUUAAUGUUUUCUUAUUUCUUUUG